AUGAAGCUAACUAUUUGCUUUCUAUUGUAUUGUGUUUUGUACGCAGGGGCUACUACCAAGAGCUGUGGUACCGUGGACGCAGCCCUGGACACUCCAUCUUCGGAACGGAUCUUGGCACAAGGACUGGAGAUGGUGCUGGCUAAGCUCGCGCAGAUGGAUCGCAAGUUGGUGCAACUCCACUUUGAUACUACCACAACAACACCGAAACCUCAGGUUCCUUCCUAUUCAUCCUGCAGGAACGUUCCUUCAAAUGUAUCGGGAGUGUAUCUUAUCAAUCCAAACAAAGAUAGUGCGUCGUUCAACGUUUACUGUGAACAGGAGAAAUUCGAAGGCGGCUGGAUUGUAAUGCAGCAUCGGUUUGAUGGCUCGGUUGAUUUCUAUCGUAAUUGGACGCAAUACCGCGAGGGCUUCGGUGAGUUAGACAGCGAAUUUUGGCUCGGACUAGAGCGAAUUCAUCAACUCACGACAGCCCGUACUCACGAACUAAUUGUUGAGGUGAGGGACUUUCGCGACAAUUACGGGUACGCCCGCUACAGUUCAUUCCACGUGGACAGUGAAAGUGAGAAUUACAAGCUUAAAGUCCUGGGAUCGUAUAGUGGUACUGCAGGAAAUUCGAUGAAUUACCUGGUGGGGCGCAUGUUCUCAACACUGGAUCGGGAUAAUGAUGGGAAUUCCGACAUUAAUCAUGCUGUUACUAAUCAUGGGGCCUGGUGGUAUCCCCAUGGUAACUGGUCGAAUUUGAAUGGACCGUACAAGAAUACUACCGAUUGUAAGGGAAAUUGGUGGCAUAGUUUGAAAAACGACUGUCGAGGAUUGCGCUUCGCCAGGAUGAUGAUCCGAGAAUUGAAAAGAUAA
This is a messenger RNA of Anopheles aquasalis, 855 nucleotides long. RefSeq names its product fibrinogen-like protein A. The record is from RefSeq and is a predicted model, not a curated record. NCBI's taxonomy places the organism in Eukaryota, Metazoa, Arthropoda, Insecta, Diptera, Culicidae.